Molecule: messenger RNA, 1065 nt
Organism: Aspergillus caelatus
Lineage: Eukaryota; Fungi; Ascomycota; Eurotiomycetes; Eurotiales; Aspergillaceae
Product: U2 snRNP complex subunit HSH49
Exons: 3
Coding region: 1-1065 (354 amino acids)
Biological process (GO): positive regulation of mRNA splicing, via spliceosome
Cellular component (GO): nucleolus; U12-type spliceosomal complex
Molecular function (GO): RNA binding
Source: RefSeq, a predicted model, not a curated record
AUGUCCGGUGCAAGGCAUUGGGAGCAGGAUAAAGAAGCCACCGUCUACAUUGGCAAUCUUGACGAAAGGGUCACAGAUAGCCUAGUAUGGGAGUUGAUGCUGCAGGCAGGGCGCAUCGUUAACGUUCACCUGCCGAAAGAUCGAGUCACACAGUCCCACCAAGGUUACGGGUUUGUUGAAUUCAUCAGCGAAGAGGAUGCAGAAUAUGCAUCCCGAAUAAUGAACGGGAUCCGUUUAUAUGGGAAGCCAAUACGCGUGAACAAAGCGUCUGCUGACAAGCAGAAGUCGGUGGAAAUCGGCGCAGAGCUUUUUGUUGGGAACCUUGACCCUAUGGUCACGGAGCAAGUCCUUUAUGAUACAUUCAGUCGGUUUGGGAACUUGGUCAAUUUACCGAAGAUUGCACGAGAUGACAAUAACUUAUCAAAGGGAUAUGGAUUUGUGUCGUUCGGCGAUUUUGAGUCAUCGGAUGCCGCCAUAGCAAACAUGAAUGGCCAGUACCUCAUGAAUAAGCAAGUCUCGGUACAAUACGCCUAUAAGAAAGAUGGCAAGGGUGAACGCCAUGGUGAUCAAGCGGAGCGGAUGUUAGCUGCGCAAGCCCGUAAGCAUAAUGUACGCCCACCGACUCAGCCUUUACAAUCUCCAUUCUCAGGUUCAGGGACCCCUAUGGUACCCCCGGCUAUGGCCAAUGGUGAUAGCUCUAGGCAGAUCAGCACUGGUCCUCCAGACCUAGGGAUGGGCAGAGGUGUUGCGCCCCCUAAUGUUGGUUUUUCGAAUGUGCCUCCCCCGCAACAACACAGGUCUGUUCCACCUGCGACACCUUUGGCAAAUCCACCACCAGGCUUGCCAGCACGGCCUCCACCUUCACAAGCUGGCUAUGGAGGUCCACCGCAGGCUUUCUUACCUCCAGCCUUCAACAAUGCGGGUCAGCAACCAUCUUUUCCUCCACAGCCAGCACCGCCUCCAGGCUUUGCUCCUCCCGGAUUUAGCCCUCCUACUGGGAAUGCUGGCCCCCCACCACCGUUACCCCCAGGAUUUCAGCAGCCAGCCUAUGGUCGAGGGCGCUAG